AUGAAGCCUCCUGAUGUUCAAGAGGAUCACAUUUACCUGAAGGCAUUUCCACAUUCAUUGGAGGGAGUUGCUAAAAACUGGCUGUAUUAUUUGGCUCCCAGGUCCAUCACUAGCUGGGAUGUUCUGAAAAGAAUGUUUCUGGAGAAAUUUUUCCCUGCCUCAAGGACCACUGCAAUCAGAAAGGAUAUAUCAGGGAUUAGGCAACUUGGCGGAGAGAGCUUGUAUGAAUACUGGGAGAGAUUUAAAAAAUUAUGUGCAAGCUGUCCCCACCACCAGAUUUCUGAGCAGCUCCUAUUGCAGUACUUUUAUGAGGGCCUCAAUAGCAUGGAGAGGAGUAUGAUUGAUGCUUCCAGUGGAGGAGCUCUUGGUGACAUGACUCCGGCUGAGGCUAGACACUUAAUUGAAAAAAUGGCCUCCAAUUCUCAACAGUUCAGCGCCGGGAAUGAUGCUAUUGUGCUUAGGGGAAUUAAUGAUGUAGCUGCUGACUCUUCUUCAUCUGCAGAUAGGAAGCUUGAAAGGAAGCUUGAUACCUUGGUCAGUUUAGUCACUCAACUUGCCAUGAACCAGAAAUCUUCAUUUUCAUCUGUGGCAAGGGUUUGUGGCAUUUGCACUUCAAAUGACCAUCAUACAGAUUCGUGUCCAUCAUUGCAACAGCCUUCUGAUGUUCAUGCUCCUCAAGCCUAUGCUGCAAAUAUCUACAAUAACAGACCAACGCAGCAACAACAACAACAAAAUUAUGAUCUAUCCUCCAAUAGACACAAUCCUGGUUGGAGAAAUCAUCCCAACUUGAGGUGGGGAAACUCUCAACAACAGCAGCAGCAAAAUCCACCACCUUUCCAGAACCAUCCCUCAAGUUCUUUAUACUAG
Messenger RNA from Cajanus cajan (pigeon pea), 867 nucleotides. RefSeq lists its product as uncharacterized. The record is from RefSeq and is a predicted model, not a curated record. NCBI's taxonomy places the organism in Eukaryota, Viridiplantae, Streptophyta, Magnoliopsida, Fabales, Fabaceae.